GAAAAGAAAGAUGAGAGAGAAAACACAAGUUAUGGAUAUUUACGGGCAAGUCCUUCUCUACAAUCCAUAUAUUAACGUAAGAAAGAAAAAGCUUCGAAACUUCUUGCUUGAAAUUGAAACCAUUCUCUCUCUCUCUUUAAAUUGCUUGACACGAUUUUGGGAAUUGGGAUCAACAUUUCUAUCAGAUACGACCAUGAACAUCUUCACCAAGAAACCCACUGCCAAAGAGGCUCUUCGGGCGAGUAAGAGAGAGAUGAACAAUGCUACCAGAGGUAUUGAGAAGGAAAUUGGAGCAUUGCAACUAGAAGAAAAAAAGCUUCUUGCCGAGAUAAAGAGAACUGCUAAAACAGGGAAUGAGGCAGCAACUAGAACUCUGGCUCGGCAGCUAGUCCGACUUAGGCAACAGAUAGCCAACUUACAAGGCAGUCGAGCUCAAAUGAGAGGCAUAUCAACUCAUACUCAGGCUAUGCAUGCUCAAUCUUCAGUUGCUGUUGGCAUUCAGGGUGCCAGUAAGGCAAUGUCAGCCAUAAAUAAGCAAAUGGCACCCGAAAAGCAAGCAAAAGUCAUCCGGGAGUUCCAGAAGCAAUCUGCACAAAUGGAUAUGACUACUGAAAUGAUGUCUGAUGCAAUAGAAGAUGCCUUGGAUGAUGACGAGGCCGAAGAGGAAACUGAUGAGCUAACAAACCAGGUGCUAGAUGAAAUUGGCGUUGAAGUUGUCUCACAGUUGUCAACGGCUCCAAAAGGAAGAAUUGCAACAAAAAAUACUGGGGAUGCUAGCAGUUCUGGCAUUGAUGAGCUUGAGCAGCGGUUAGCAGCUCUAAGAAAUCCAUGAACUGAAGAAGAUUCCAACUCAUUUUUUCCCCCAACCUUGUAAUCUGUCGAUCUAAAUUAUGUGAGGCUGUACUUUGUACAUAGUUAUGGUGUUAAUUCAGAUAUACCAAUUGUUACUGGAAAAUGGAAGUAGGAAAAAGUCCAAGUUCAAUAUUUUGUUGGAUGCAUGUAAUGUAAUAUAAUGAGAUUUGGUUUAUGACUUUUCUCCAAUUGGCUCUCAAUAGAAUUUUCCCUGAUUUCAUUCACUA
Molecule: messenger RNA, 1079 nt
Organism: Cannabis sativa
Lineage: Eukaryota; Viridiplantae; Streptophyta; Magnoliopsida; Rosales; Cannabaceae
Product: vacuolar protein sorting-associated protein 2 homolog 3
Exons: 11
Coding region: 11-832 (273 amino acids)
Biological process (GO): late endosome to vacuole transport; protein transport; endosome transport via multivesicular body sorting pathway
Cellular component (GO): ESCRT III complex; multivesicular body
Source: RefSeq, a predicted model, not a curated record